Messenger RNA from Brassica rapa (field mustard), 4825 nucleotides. RefSeq names its product cysteine-rich receptor-like protein kinase 14. Gene Ontology annotation, biological process: protein phosphorylation; defense response to bacterium. Gene Ontology annotation, molecular function: protein serine/threonine kinase activity; ATP binding. Lineage: Eukaryota; Viridiplantae; Streptophyta; Magnoliopsida; Brassicales; Brassicaceae. The record is from RefSeq and is a predicted model, not a curated record. Gene Ontology annotation, cellular component: plasma membrane.
UAAACCCUCAAUGCACAUGCUCUCAGCUUCCUUAUCACAGACGUUAAUUUUCAUAAAUUACGUGCUCAUGUAACAAAAUACUUUUCUAGUCCCUCUCCAUCGCCUAUGAAAUUCCUUUAUGUCAUUUUCAGAGUCACAUUUGAAAUUUCAACAUUACGUGUGAACAAAGAAAAUAUAAUUGACUUUUGGCAUUGAUUUAUUUUGCGAUCUAGUUCUAUGACCGUAUUUACAAGUUUAAGGACCCCAAAAGUUUGACGAAUUCAACAUUACAAAUUUCGGAGAGAGUUCGAUUUGCUUUUAAACUUGUAAGAAACGGACAAGCUAUGUUUGACGUGGUCUGAAUAUAUUUUUAUAUUUUGGAAUUUUUCCUCGCGAACCCCUUUUCCGGUUCGAAAUGUUAUCAUCUCUACGAAUGAGAUUCAGCGACGUGUUUUUUUUUUGGUGACAGUUUUAAGAAAUGAGAAUUGCUACAAUUUUCUACCAAGCUAUGUUUACUACGUUUGACUCAACUAAUACUGAAAAAGACUCUACGUAGGAGAGACGCUGAUGUAUUGCCAAUAUAGUAUUGGUGUUAUUCUAACUAAUUUCUCUUAAAACAAACCCUAGUUUUGGUUCCUUUAUUAAAAAAUGUGCAUAGUUUUUAAAAAUAUUCAUCUCUUAAAAAAAUUGUUUAAAAAAUGUGCAUGUUUGAAGUUUUCUAUGUAAAUUUUAUUAAUUAAUAGUGGUAAAUUGUAAACUUUCAAAAAAUCAAUUGUACUUUUUGAAAUGCUAUUAGUUUAAAAUUAUGGGAAAAAACUAAUUCUGAAAACAAUACAUUUAAUCAAAUUUUAUUAUGCUUUCUUAAUACUAUGUGAAACAUAAAAACAUAGGUCUUUUAGAAACAUAUAGUAAUUUACAGUUCUUAGACAUGUAUCUAUAAUCCUAAGAAAUCCCAAAAAAUAAUUUCAAUAGAAAAAUGUUCCACAUCUAAAAGAGUGCUUUUCUAAACACAAAAUAAAGUUUUCUAAAUACAAAAAGAAUUUUUCUAAAUAUAAAAGAGAAUAAUGUACCAAUAUUUAUAUCACUAUUAGAAAUGCUAAACUCUAUAUGAAUGAAAAAUCUCUCCAAAACUCUUUAUCCCAUUAUUCUUUAGGGAACCACUUUGGUUCUCACAACGGCCAACAAGGUAUAAAUCAAAGCAUUGCUUCAAUUUCUCCCAUAAUAGGUUUGGCCAACAUGUAUGCAUGUCUCGACAUAUAUACCUUCUGCAAUAAGUUUUCUAAUGAAGCCGUAAACUCCAUGAUCUUAUGAAAUCCUACAACUAUUUGCUUUGUCCUAGUAUGACAUUCCGGCUAUCAAAUGUACAUGAACACCACCUUGACCAAAACACAACCUACAAGUCCCUCAAUCUAGAUGACUUCAAUUGUUUCCCUCCCACUACCAUGCAUUUAGCUUUUGUAGUAGACAUUGUAACAACAAAUUAUCCUACAAGUUUAAUAUAUACCUUAAGGUAAGAGAAGUAAUUAAAGUGGAGAGUUGAGAAAAUAAGUAAUGGAUAGGUUUUAUCAUUGAAGGGGGACAAAACAUAUGGACUCUCCCUUCCACUUUCAUAGGUAUAUUUUUCUCUAUACUAUACUGAAGCACUCAUACGAGAAUAAUUAGGAUACGAAAAACUAAAAGGCCAUUUAUCUAUCAUAUUCUUAUAAAAUGAGUUCAUAUAUAUUUAUUAAGUUUUAGCGCUGCCGUAUAUAUUGUAGUCACUGGACAAAGAAUUAGACAUCAAUUCCUCUCUAUUUCAUCAUAAAUAAAAUAGGUCCGAGAUUUUUCUUAUUCAGUUCUACGACCGUAUAUAAAAAGGCCAAUAUCAGUUUUUUUCCCUUUUUGUUUUAAAUGAAUGGGAAAUUUUCGGUUCAUAGGUUCGUACAUUUCCAUAAGACACAAGACUUUGACUAUAUAAUUUAAUUCCAUGUUGGUAAAGAGACCCUUUCCAAUGGAUUUGAACAUGCAACAUUCAGAGGCCAAUUAAAAAUUCCAAGAGUAUAUAUAAACUCAUAUUUAAUAACUGAUACUAGUUUGACAAAUUCAAACACUACAAAUUUAGGAAAACUGCAAGUUUCUUUUUUACUGUUUAAUCAGGUAAGAAAGGUACAUGUUUAUAUUUGACUUCUUCAUGUUUUUUUUUUGUUGCAUUUUUUCUCGCCAAACCUUUUUCUGAUUGGCUCCAAAUUGUAUCGUCUCUACAAAGGAGAUUCUAUGACGUAUUCUUUCUUGAGGUCACGUGAUAAUUACAGAAUCACAAUGUACAUGUACCAAAAACCAUAUAAUACGUUUGACUCAACCAAGAUUAUAAACGAGUCAACAUAGGCCACUGAUUGGUGUAUUGAUGGUCCACAUAACUACCAGCGGAAAAAAAUAGUACUAAUAGCUGCUUUGUGAACUUAAUUACCCAAAAUUAUAAUCUUGAAAAUGAAAUUAAAGAAUUUCUUCCAAAUCUUCUGGUUUGUCCUUGUAGGUUUUAUUGUUGUGUCUGCACAAGAAUGUGGGCGAACUGGUUCUUUUAUUCCCGGUGAUGGGUACGACACAAACCGGGGCCUUAUCCUCUCUUCUCUUGCUUCUGACGUUUCAGCUAGAGGCGGCUUCUUCAAUGGUUCAAUAGGCCAAGGCCCUGAUCGAGUUUAUGCUCUAGGGAUGUGCAUCCAAGGUGCUGAACCAGAUGUUUGCUCCAAAUGUAUUGAUCAUGCGUCUAAUGUGUUAUUAGACAGGUGUCCCAACCAGACAGAAGGCCUCAACUGGCCGGAAGUACGGAUCUUAUGUAUGGUACGAUACUCCAACCGUUCGUUUUUUGGAUCGCUCAAGGCAGAACCACAUUUUCAUUCCCCCAAUCAAGACGAUAUCAGGUACAACUCAACAGUGUUUGAUCAAGUGUGGGGAGACCUAGCACGUCGUAUGAUAGCCAGUGCCACUUUACCUUCAUCGAAACGCAAGUACUACGCAGCUGACAUAGCAUCUUUGUCCCUGACAUCUUUCCAGAUUAUAUAUGCGUUAAUGCAAUGCACUCCGGACUUAUCUCUGGAGGAUUGCAAUAUCUGUUUAACACAAAGUGUUUCUAACUAUGAAUCAUGCUGCUAUGGGAAACAAGGUGGCAUUGUUUACCGGGCCAGCUGUGUUUUUCGGUGGGAACUAUAUCCCUUCUCUGAAGCUUUUAGCGGUAUUACGUUGGAACCUCCGCCUGAAGCCCCAGCAGGAAACGUGACCAAUAAGAAAGGUGAGUCUUCGAGUAGCAAAACUAUAAGCACAUGUGUAGUGUGUAUCAUUCAUAAUUCAUUAAAUCCUUCAGACAUUCGGGAUUGUGCAGGUAGCGAGACAAUCUCAAUAGGAAUCUUCAAGGCAAUUGUUAUUCAAACUGCCAUUAUUAUUAUUUUCUUGGUACUGCUUGCGCUAGGAUUUUUUAUAUAUAGGAGGAGAAAGUCAUGCCGAGCAUUAGGUUCCCAAGGAUCAAGUACUGAGAUCCCGGUUAUACACUCAUUACAAUACGAUUUCAAAGCCAUUGAAGCUGCAACAAAUAAAUUUUCAGAGAGAAACUUAAUUGGCCAAGGUGGAUUUGGAGAUGUUUUCAAGGCUGUUCUUAACGGAAGGGAAGUUGCAGUUAAGAGGCUUUCAAAAACAUCAGGACAAGGUGGAAGAGAGUUCAAGAAUGAGGCUGUUCUCGUGGCAAAGCUUCAACACAGAAACCUGGUUCGGCUCUUUGGAUUUUGUGUGCAAGAAGAUGAAAAGAUACUUGUCUAUGAGUUUGUGCCUAACAAAAGCCUCGAUUACUUCCUUUUUGACCCUUCUUCAAUACAGGGUCAGCUGAACUGGAAAACGCGAUAUAAUAUUAUCGGGGGAAUUGCUCGAGGAGUUCUGUAUCUUCAUCAAGACUCACGGCUCAGAGUAAUACACCGAGAUCUCAAAGCCAGCAACAUUCUCUUAAGUGCCAAUAUGAACCCAAAAAUUUCAGACUUUGGAUUGGCGACUAUUUUUAGAAUGGAGCAAACUCGAGGCAACACCAACAGAAUUGCUGGCACUUACGCUUACAUGUCUCCUGAGUAUGCGAUGCAUGGUCAAUUCUCCAUGAAAUCUGACAUAUACAGCUUUGGAGUCUUAGUUCUCGAAAUUAUAAGCGGAAAGAAAAACAGUGGUGUCUACCAGAUGGAUGAAACUAGUACUGCUGGAAACUUGGUCACUUAUGCAUGGAGGCUUUGGAUAAACGGGUCACCAUUAGAACUGGUGGAUCCAGCUAUUGGAAGGAAUUAUCAGAGUAAUGAAGUCACUAGAUGCAUCCAUAUCGCACUCUUAUGUAUUCAAGAAAAUCCAGAUGACCGUCCUUUGUUAUCAAACAUCAUCUUGAUGCUCGGUAGUAACACAAGCACUCUACCGGCUCCUUGCUUACCGGGGUCUUUCCCACGAAGCAGGCAAGAACUGGUCCACGUAUCUGAGGGAUUAGAAUCAAAUGAAUCUACGGGAAGACCUACUACUUAUUCAUUUAAUGACGUGUCGAUUACCGAUUUAGAGCCUCGUUGAAGACGUAAAUAUGGUUUGUGUAAAUUUGGACUGGAGCUUCUACUGUAGUUUCCGUGUUCUGUUACCUCUACUGUGUUAUUUUGUAUAACUAACUAACUAUGUGUUUUGUUUUACUACACUUUUACUGAACUUAGAAAGUUGGUUUUUUGAUAAAAAAAAAAAAGAAAGUUGGUUUAUUUACUAAACCGGUGUCAUAUAAACCGUAUAACUAACUAAAUAUGUGUUCUGUUUUACUACACUUUAACCGAGCUUAGAAAGUUGGUUUAUUUACUAAACCGAUGUCAUA